Messenger RNA from Blepharisma stoltei, 828 nucleotides. The record is from the annotation of a GenBank genome assembly. NCBI's taxonomy places the organism in Eukaryota, Ciliophora, Heterotrichea, Heterotrichida, Blepharismidae.
AUGAAUCCCUUGAUUGUGACAUACUCUGACUUCACAUCAAGCUCACCUUUUAAAAUAAUGCCCAGAAAAGAGACAAAAAAAUCAUGAACAAGUAAACGUAAACUGCCUAAAGAGAAAAAAGUAGUUAUGCCUAUCGUUCUCUAUUCUCCUAAAGAUAAAUUUUCAACUAGACCCUUAUGCAUUAUGGAUGUCAAUCCUCCACAUCCUCCGACACCUCAAAAAAAUGUUCGCCCAUGCUCAGCUAUUCCUAAGAAAUCUCCUCUGCCAGCAGAAAAUGCCAAUUCUGAAGUUAGAUGGCAAUUUGAGCCUUUGACUCAUCAUCGAGAAGAGUGGUUGUUUCGAAAUAAUAAGCCUGAGUCUCAUUUUACUCCAAAACAAGUUAAUAAAAAAAUUCCUCUAUCUAGAGAACUGCUCAGCUUAAAAAAUCACAUAAUAAAUCCACAUUUAGAGACAAAGCAAGAUGAAAUUUCAAAAAAUAUAAACAAGAGCUAUGAAGAGAAUGCAUCUGCAAUAAAUCAAGAAAAUGUAUCAGUGAUAAAUGAAUAUAAUGAAAAUAAUGAUAUAACUGAUAAGCUGGAUAAAACUGAUGCAGAGAUAGAGAAUGAUAAAGAAAAUGGGAAGGUAAAUGAGCAAAAUGGUGAGGCUGAGAAUGGUGGGAAAAUUAGUAUCAAAGACAAAAAAGAAGAUGUGAUAGACCAAUACUUCCAGAAGCCUGAUGCUAAAGUUUGGCAUGAAUCUGAGUACCGAAAUCAGUUUAGCCGUAUUAAUACUGCUGAAGCGCUGAUUAAACUACAGAGAUAUUCCACUCAAAAGAAAUCAUUAGACUAA